AUGGAGAAUAGCGUUGAUUCUCGAAAGCCGUGGCGCAAAGCUCUCAAACAUAGGCUACGUGCUAGGCGCAAAACAUUAAAGAAAAUACCCACGAUUCCCAUUACCGACCUAGACUUGACUGAAAUUCCGCAUCACUUUAACCUCACUCACUCUCUGCCCACCGAGUUCGAACUUUCUCCUAGGGAGACCGAAAUGGUCUCCCCUCCGGCUCACUUGAGCUCUAUCCUCCCAGACUAUGGCAUAGCAACCAGCCGCUCACCCCCAAACAAGGUGCUGAUACGAUCUCGCAUUGAUGUGAUUAUCCUGACAGUGCUAGCUAAGGUGAAGCGAGAGUGUGCUGCAAAGCCCCGUAGCUCCAUUGCAUCAGCCUCUUCCAUUGCCUCCGCAUCACUCGAGUCUGCUCACCUGCAAUUCGCACGCGAGAUGAAAUUCGUUUGGAAGAGCGGUAAACAACGGGUGAGACUUUCUGGCAUCGUUGACUACUCGCUUUGGUACGGCAAGCCUAAUGACCAUGCCAAUAUGGUAAUGGUUAAAAUGGUAACAAUGGAUCUGUUAAAAUUUGGGGUGUAUCAAUGCCUGGCUUACAUGGCAAUCAUCCACGAAAUGAGGAAGCAGGCUAAUAUUCCAGACACGUCAGUGUAUGGAGUUGCAACAGACAGUUCCGAGUGGGUGUUCAUCCGGAUUCGGCCAAAUGGGGAGUGGGCAACAAAGUCUUAUGACUGGGUGCAUAGUCCGCAAGAGAUUGUCUCUAUGCUGGCCAAGACUCUCGCCCAUGCUGCGAGUUUCGAUCCUCAAACCGGCCAGAAAAGGUGGUGCCAUGAGUCCGAACCAGAUUCGUUAGAGCAUCCGAAGUUGAAGCGAUAG
Penicillium mononematosum is the source of this 864-nucleotide messenger RNA. RefSeq lists its product as uncharacterized. The transcript has 4 exons. The record is from RefSeq and is a predicted model, not a curated record. Bases 1 to 864 code for a protein of 287 amino acids. NCBI's taxonomy places the organism in Eukaryota, Fungi, Ascomycota, Eurotiomycetes, Eurotiales, Aspergillaceae.